CACAGCUUUCUGUCGCACUUCACACUACUGGAACCUUACCGCAUUCGCAUUCACCGAUCCACAAUGGCUGACUCUGAGCUCUCAGCUUCAAAUAACAGGCCCAUUUCGACAACGCCUAUCCCACUCCCAGGUACUCUUGAAAGUCAAAGCAAUGGCGAGCCCACCAUGAAUGGUGACAGUGCUCCCACUGUACAAAGCGGGGACGUCGAGAUGAAAGAUGAGCCCAUGAUCGAGUCUGCGCCCGCACCCGCGCCUACCAUCGAGCCCGAAGCCGAGUCUACAGUGCCUUCGUUACAAGCGCAACCAGCACCAACUCUCCCAGCGAUGACGGUGCCUACACAAGCUGCAACACCGCCUGCUGUGACGCCGACAUAUGCUCGAAAUUCUCCACACCCAGCGCCCCAAGUGAAUAUUCCUGCGCCGCCUGUGAAUCCUAAUCCACAUGGGUCGCCUACGAGGGUAUAUCUAAAUCAACAGGUCACGCCGUAUCUGUUGGAGGCAAUGAAGAUGCUAGUCACGCAUGAACCUGAGAAACCUUUGAAAUACCUAGCGGAUUACCUUGCAGAGAAAAGCCGAGAGCUGGAGGGUGUGUAGUGCAUGAAGCGGCCAGAAAAUGUGGGUGGCGAGUGUAUCAUUUGCAUAGCAUAGCGUAGGCGUUCAUCAUCUCGUGUCAGGCACCCGAAGUGUCACGACGCUCAAAAUAGUCAAGACUUUCACAUGCA
Pseudovirgaria hyperparasitica is the source of this 722-nucleotide messenger RNA. RefSeq lists its product as uncharacterized. Lineage: Eukaryota; Fungi; Ascomycota; Dothideomycetes; Acrospermales; Acrospermaceae. The record is from RefSeq and is a predicted model, not a curated record. The coding region runs from base 64 to 594 and encodes 176 amino acids. The transcript has 3 exons.